Messenger RNA from Chaetomium globosum CBS 148.51, 1989 nucleotides. RefSeq lists its product as uncharacterized. NCBI's taxonomy places the organism in Eukaryota, Fungi, Ascomycota, Sordariomycetes, Sordariales, Chaetomiaceae. The transcript has 4 exons. The coding region runs from base 1 to 1989 and encodes 662 amino acids. The record is from RefSeq and is a predicted model, not a curated record.
AUGUCGCCAUAUCCAUAUACCGGAGUCGCGGGGGGUGCCGGGUGGUUGGAGUCGCGGGACGACAACACGGGGUUCAUGCCGCAGGGCAAUUUCAACAGGUCGAGGACUGCCUUCAACUCAACCCAAUUCGCCAACCAGCGAAUGUUCUUCAACGAACUGAAGUUUUCCGCCGCCAAAUCCAUCAGGACCUCGGCCAUCAUUCUGGCCUCUUUCAACAUCAUAGCUGCCUUCGCUACCGCUCUAGGCAUUUUGUGCGAAUCGUACUUCCGGAAGAAGAGGAACGACCGGAAUUUUAGGUUCUGGUAUGAUCCCGAGGCCGAAACCUUCCCUCUCGUGUUAUCCGUCGGCAUCUUUUUUCAAGGCUUCAUCUUCGCUGGCGUUCAGUCUAGGGGAUUGGACAGCCCCCUAGGCAGGGGAUGCAUAUGGAUCGCGCAACUCAUGCUACCUGCCGUAUUUGUUGUCCCCUACUCGCAUCUUGUCUUUGGCGCCGAGAUCGCCAUAAGAGCCCUCCAAAAGAAACCCUUCGCGCCCAGAGGCAAAUACAACGUUUCCAUCUGCCUCUCCAUCCUCGCGAUGCUUCUCCUCGCCAACUUUCUCGUCGCCGACUUCGACCAACCUGCUGAUUUCUGCAUCACUUCCCUCUUUUGGUUUAUUUCUCAUUAUUCAGUCAUGUGUUUCGGCCUCCUCGUCGCUAUAGUGUCGACUGUGUUGGCAUCUGCCGUUACCGUGUUUCUUCGUCUGCACCGCAGCAUCGGAGUCGAAGUCACCGCCAGAGUUGCCGCCUCCAGAAUGGUAUACUUUCUGGUCCUCGGAGUCAUCUCAAACUCGUUCAUGAUUCCGUUCUUUUUUGUUCAAGGUUUCAGGGAUACGCCUCGAGAGCGUAAUCAAAACGCCCCGACCCUCGCCAUGAUCGCCUCGGUAGCGGCCAACGUCUCGGGGCUGAUGAACGGUGGGCUUUAUCUGUUCCUUAAAUCUAGCACCUCAUCGACUGUUGGGCCCAGGAAUAAGGCCGGGGAGUAUGAAAACAGAAGGGAUCGGUACAAGGUCGAGCGCCAGGAUUCCAACGACCCCGAUGACAACUUUGAUGGCCAGUUGAUGAAUCCAGUGACUGGCCCCCGGGGCCUGCGCCGAAUGGGCAGCGAAGCGAGCCUGAUCACCACCGAGAAGGAAGAGGAAGCACUGGAUGGCAGGAGCAUAAACUCGACCUCGUUUAGAAAUGGCAGACGGAGCCCGGACUCCAUGCGCUCUAACAGGCUGGUUUCGGCCGUGGCAUCCGUCCUGAUGCCCAAGGCACCAGAGCCCGCACGCAUCCCUCAGACAACCGCGGGCCCCCACAUGCGCAAACGCUCAUAUUCAUUAUUCCCGAGGGGGACCAUUUCUUCAAAGGCGUCGUUGCUACUGCCCGCUACCACGUACUCGCCCGCCGACAACCUCAAACCGCCACCGUCGAUGGCAAACCUCUCAAACAUGCGUCACCGAAGGGACUCGUCACUGGUGUCUUCGGCCACUGUUCAGAUUGGAAUUCGUCUUUCUUCCGUCGACGACAUGCCUCCGCUCUCCCAAAACAAGAUUGUGGCUAGCGACCAUGUUGUCCACACCCUCGGUUGUCCCAAUGCACCCCCGGGCCUGAACACACAAAGUCCCAAACGCGCCGGAGCCGUUGGUGCUUCCGCCUCUUUUACCGAACCGGUCGACCAAGAGCCCCAAAGAGACCCCGUCAAAGCCGUCAAGAUGAAGACCCUCCCACCUGUCCCGAAAAUCAACAGCCAAGUUCCCGCGGCCGAGGCGGCGGAGGAGGAAUUCACCCUGAGUCCAAAAGUCUACAGCCCCAGUUCCCCGUCUAAGGCUCGGCUGCCGAGCCCGAAGGGUGUCGGCUUCAGUGUGCCGGAACCCAAGGGGCCCGGCAGCCCUCCUCGGAGCCCACCACGGCGCCGUGGGACGGGCGAGACUACGCCGCCGAUGAUGAACGCCAAGGGCGAUUGGAUCUAG